Messenger RNA from Linum trigynum, 3052 nucleotides. The record is from the annotation of a GenBank genome assembly. NCBI's taxonomy places the organism in Eukaryota, Viridiplantae, Streptophyta, Magnoliopsida, Malpighiales, Linaceae.
ACCCCCAACUCGAGGCGUCUCUCGGUAUCAUCAGGUGUAAGGCGCCUCGCGGCCCCCUCCUUCCAACAUUGCGAGCGUCACUCGCCCCUUUUCCCAAAGGCGCCUCGCCCCAUUCUUGCUGCUGAUUUUCCCGACGCCUUUUCCCCAGUCUUCGACCUCACCAGGUAAAGGCGCCUCGCAAUUCCCCUUAACCUCUCUCCUUUUCCGAAAGGCGCCUCGCGCUACUCCUGCUGCCCCCCUCAUAACCGCCAAUUUGAAUUCAAACUGUGCGGUUGUGAUUGGGCCACGUGGCCAACAGCACGAUUGUCGAGGCGCGGCCUCUUUCUCCUUUAAAUGUAAGUUCUCUUUUGAUUGUACUUCAUUCGCCUUCAACUCUCUCACUCUAGCUUCUCUCUCUACCGUGCCUCUCUCCCUCCUACUAGCGUGUUCUGCUUUACUCCGGGAUGUCGAACCCGAUCGACGAUGUUGCUGUCGCCGCCGCGGGCUCCUCGAAGGGUCCAGGCGCCGCGACCAAAACAGGUAACCAUCUUGUGUCGCCGCCGCCUCCUCCUUUUUUUUUUUUGUCACCAUGGGGCGCCCCUCACCUCGCCGACGGUUGGGUGCGCCUGAUUGAAUUGUUAUAGCGGGUGCGUCUGUACUGUCACCAAUACCGUCUCCCUCAUCCAACUACUACGUGCCGGAGGAUGGAUUGUACAAGAUGACGACAUGGGAAAACACGUGGCCGCCCCAAUACACGCCUAUCGAGACCACAUGUUUGCCCACGAACAUGGCAGGGCCCGAGCAUAACUCCACCAUUUCAACAGCUUGGAUGACGAGCUUGAUCACGGGCCUUGACCUCCCCCGUACGUGGACGUACGCGUCUCCAUCUCCCAUUGCCAGGGUGGGUUUAUGCGGGCCCAAAUGGCAGGGCAUCUACCAAGAAUACUUCCGGUUCGGGCUUCGAUUUCCUAUUGAACCCAUCCUAGAGGGGCUCCUAGACUACUGCGGGUGCACAAUUGGGCGCCUAUCACCGUCUGUGAUUCUGAUCGUUGUGCUUUUUAAGUUGAAGUGCCGAAUCCAUAACGUGCGCCCCACUUUCAAUCUUUUUCGUCACUUUUUCUCGGUUACCCCAGAGACAAUUGUCUGUCGCUGAAGCACCGUAAAAAGGUGCCCACCCACUUCGUGAUUAAGUGUCCAAAGCUAGGGAGGUCUUGGUUCACGAGCUUCUUCUUCAUGAAGUCGCAUAGGGACUACUUCUUUGAAAGUGGGGGCGCCUUUAAGACAAAUUGGGAGCUUGGUGAUGAGAAACGAUUUAACGCUGCGGUCGUACUUAACCAAGACGAGCGUACUGGCGUCGCCCUUAUAAGCGCCUCACCCGUCGACUUGCGCCCCACUAGCGCCCGGGCGCCUAUUUUAAAUGCAUACUUUGGAGAUGGUGUGUUAGAUACUUCGUUCGCUUGUUAAUACUUUUGUAGGCGCCUUGGCUGAUGCGAUUGUUUGUAUGCAGGUACCGAUUUUUCCCGUAUUGCCAACUUGAUGAGGGGGCGAUACGCCAGGAUGACACAGGGGGCGCCUCUCCAAGCCAACGCUGACCUCCUCAAGGCGUCCCCUGCCUCCGUUUCCACCAAGCAACCGCCCCAAGUUCCCUCUGUCAAAGGGAAAGGGAAGGCGCCCAGCGAGAAGCCGGCCAAGACUUCUAGCGUAACGUCUAUCCCGUCAGGAGCAGAUGCGCCCGAAGAUCCGCCCUUGAUUGUUACACUAGAUGAGCAGGGGGACGAAGACGAUGACGCGCCCUUGGUUACCCGUGGGAAACGAGCAGGCGCCCGACUAGCUUCUCGGGCAAGAAAUCUCGGCCAAUGUUGAAGAUACGAUGGAGGCCCCAACACGAGGGGAGAAAGGCGCCCAGGGGCAGGGUACACUCUCCAACCACUAUGUCAUCGAGUUGGGGUGCCUACUUGGUCCGGACGGGAAGCCACCCAUACUUCAGCCGCUGCGCACCGAGAUGGGGCGCGUUGCUCUUUCUUGCUCGCCGCGUGCGGCGGUGGAUCGUGGGUGCGCAAUGGGCCUGGCCCUUUUGGCGUCCCAACUACUGCAACUGCCCUCCGAGAUCUCAGAGGAUCGUCUUGGUCUGAAGUAGCCCGGAUGGGUGUCAAGAUAAAUUUUCAUGCGCCUCAGUUUUCCUUCGUAUUUUCCGUCCUCGCCCUUUUACCAAGGCACCCCUUUAUAUUGCCUAAAUUCAUGCAUCUGUUUUCCUUGCAGAUGCUCCUACUCGCCAAAGCAGGCGCCCGAAAGGCAGAUGUCGCGGCUGAAGAGUGUCGCGAAGCAAGGGCGUCUCUGUCCUCAAUGAAGGACAAUCUUGAGAAUUCAACCGCGCGCCGCGAACAGCUUAUCAAGGAGUGUGAUGAAGCCCAACUGGAGGCGGCUAAGCAAAUCUCCACUCUUCAGGCUACCUUGGAGGCGGAGCACCGCCAACGGGACGCCGAGUUUGCUUCCCUUAUGGCGAAGGAGCGCCUAGAGUUCGAGGUGAAGCUGGCCGCCCUGGCGGCGGACAAGGAGGCGCUUACCCAAGACUUGGGCGCCCGGGAUACCGAGCUUGCGACCUUGAGCGAGGAGAAGGCAUCUCUCGAAGACGAGGUGAAGGCGGCUGCAUACCGCCGAGGAGACUACAAAAAGGCCUUGAGGGACGCCCGCAAGAAAAUAAGAGCCCUCAAGGCGUCCCUCAAGCGCUUCGCUAGCUCGGAGGCGGUGCAGGAGCUGAUUGCCAAGGCGUCUCUGGACAGCUUGGUGCUUGCCAAGAGGAAGCUCGAUCAAGAGUACCCCGACAUCGUCGUGGACUUUCCCGACCUCGUGAAUUUUGUCAUCGAAGAGAUGCAGAAUGAACAGGAGGAGGCGGUUGAGGAGGAUGACGCGGCGCCUACUGGGAGUGGGGAGGCGCCUUCUCCGCAAGAAAGUGACUUCUCAAUGGAAGAUGCCUCCUCGGAAGCGGAGUAGUUUAGGUUUCUUUCACUGUUUGCACUAUGUACCAUGGAUUUGGGUUGCUUCCCCUCCUUUUUAAUAAUUGUGCAACUUAUAU